CACCCUCUAUGGGUCUCACCAAGCAAUACUUGCGCUAUGCUGGCAGUGCCGUCUUUGGCGUGGUUGCCAGCCAGAAAGGAAGCAUUGCCUAUGUGACUCUGCGGGGCGAGAAAGGCCGUUACGUGGCAGUGCCAGCGUGCGAGCAUGUUUUCAUCUGGGAUACACGGAAAGGAGAGAAGGUUCUCAUCCUCCAGGGCCUUAAGCAAGAAGUCACAGCACUUUGCCCCUCCCCCGAUGGGCUUCAUCUGGCUGUGGGGUAUGAGGAUGGGUCCAUCCGUGUGUUCAGUCUCUUGAGUGGCGAGGGCAAUGUCACUUUCAAUGGGCACAAGGCUGCUGUUACAGCCCUAAAAUACGAUGAGCUGGGAGGCAGCCUGGCUUCGGGGUCAAAGGACACUGAUGUUAUCGUUUGGGACGUUAUCAACGAGAGUGGUUUGUACCGGCUGAAGGGCCACAAGGAUGCUGUUACGCAGGUGCUGUUUCUAAAGGAGAAGAAUAUACUAAUUUCCAGUGCCAAAGACACAUUAGUGAAAUGGUGGGAUCUAAAUACGCAGCACUGCUUCAAAACGCUGGUUGGGCACCGAACUGAGGUAUGGGGAUUGGCCGUAGUUGCGGAAGGAAAGCUGCUUCUCACGGGGUCUGCUGACAGCGAACUGAGGGCUUGGAGCAUCAACCAUUUCCAGGAGGGUUUAGACCCUAAUGAGCCGCAAUACAAGAAAAGUAAAGGACCUUCAGAGAGCUUGGAAGGAUCUUUGGAAGUUGAUAAGGCAGAAGAUCAGGACGAGACGCAAGAAGAGCACGUCCUGAGCUGCACAAAGGCCGGCUCCAUUAUGCGGGAAGGAAGGGACCGAGUUGUUACUCUCGCCACCGAUCGGACAGGGAGGAUUCUCGCUUGCCAUGGAACAGACUCUGUCCUGGAGAUGUUCUACAUCCUUAGCGAGGAGGAGAUCCGUAGGAAAACGGAGAAGAAAAUGAAGAAAGCAAGGAAGAAGGCCAAGUAAGACGACGAGGAAGAGGAAGUUGACGGCAGUGUUGAGUGCAGCUUGCAAGAGAAGAUUGUGCGCCUCGUGAAUGUAAAAGCUUCUGCCAAAAUCAAGUCUUUCGACUUGAUACUCAGCCCCAAAGGGGAGCUGAAAGCAGCCCUCAUGCUCCAGAACAACGUCGUCGAGUCUUACACCCUGAACUCGGCGGCGCAGUGCUCCCAGAUCGUCCGGACAUCCAAGAUAACCAUCGGGGGUCACCGUAGUGAUGUCCGGACACUGGCAUUUAGCUCUGACAACAUCGCCAUUCUUUCUGCGGCUGCUGAGUCUGUUAAGAUUUGGAACAGGUCUACCUUGCAGUGCAUCCGGACCAUGGAAUGUGAGUACGCUCUCUGCUCACUCUUCGUCCCGGGAGAUCGGCAGGUCAUUGUGGGGACCAAGGCUGGGAAGCUGCAGCUUUUUGACCUGGCUUCGGGGGUGUUGCUGGAGACCCUCGAGGCCCACGACGGAGCUCUCUGGUCCAUCUCGCUCUCUUCGGAUCAGCGUGGCUUCGUGACGGGUGGCGCUGACAAACGUGUCAAGUUCUGGGCGUUUGAUCUGGUGAAAGACCAGCACACCCUCCAGAAGAGGCUGUCCAUCAAGCAAACACGCGUCUUGCAACUAGAUGAAGACGUCCUCUGUGUCCGAUACAGCCCCAAUCAGAAACUUCUUGCCGUUGCCUUACUGGACUGCACCGUGAAAAUAUUCUACACCGAUACACUCAAGUUUUUCCUGUCUCUGUAUGGACAUAAGUUGCCGGUGUUAUGCAUGGAUAUCUCCUAUGAUGGGGCGUUGAUCGCCACUGGCUCUGCUGACCGAAAUGUGAAGAUCUGGGGCUUGGACUUUGGGGACUGUCACAGGUCUCUCUUUGCUCAUGAAGACAGUGUGAUGUACCUCCAGUUUGCCCCCAAGUCCCACCUCUUCUUCACAGCAGGGAAAGACCGCAAGAUUAAACAGUGGGAUGCUGAUAAGUUCGAGCACAUCCAGACCCUGGAGGGCCACCACCAGGAAGUGUGGUGCUUGGCGCUCAGCCCCAAUGGGGACUACGUUGUGUCGUCUUCUCACGAUAAGUCGUUGCGUCUCUGGGAAAGGACGAGGGAGCCGCUUGUCCUGGAGGAGGAGAGGGAGAUGCAAAGGGAGGCGGAAUACGAAGAGAGUGUCGCUAAGGAAGACCAGCCGGUGGUUGCUGGCGAAACGCAGGGCGAGGCCGGCUUGGCUGGGAAGAAGACCAUUGAAACCGUCAAGGGAGCGGAACGAAUCAUGGAAGCCAUCGAACUGUACCGAGAGGAAACCACGAAGCUGGAGGAGCACAAAGCCAUAUGCAGAACAACUGGGAAAGAGGUUCCUCUUCCCGUCAACUCCAUUCUCUUGGCCUACGGCAGCAUCUCACCUUCUGCUUACGUACUGGAAGUUCUCAAGAAGGUGAAGUCCAGUGAGCUGGAAGAAUCUCUGCUGGUGCUUCCCUUCUCAUACGUGCCUGACCUUCUUGGGCUCUUCAGUCAGUAUCUCCAGCAGGACUCGGAGGUGGAGCUGCUCUGCCGAGCUCUUCUCUUUCUGCUCAGGAUACACUUUGGGCAGAUCACCAGCAACCAGAUGCUGCUGAAGGUGAUGGAGAACCUGAAGAAGGCCACCAUCGCCAAAGUCAGCCAAGUGAGGGACGUGCUGGGCUUCAACAGUGCCGGCCUCCAGUUCCUGAAGAGAGAAAUUGAGGCCAAAGACGAAGUGACCUUUUUUGCCGAUGCCACCGACCGCUUUGAGGAGAAGAAGCGGAAGAGGAAGAAGAAACAGAAGAUGAUUCUCGCAGUGGUCUAGUAACUGGG
Molecule: messenger RNA, 2836 nt
Organism: Euleptes europaea (tarantolino)
Lineage: Eukaryota; Metazoa; Chordata; Lepidosauria; Squamata; Sphaerodactylidae
Gene: WDR3
Product: WD repeat domain 3
Exons: 26
Biological process (GO): maturation of SSU-rRNA
Cellular component (GO): Pwp2p-containing subcomplex of 90S preribosome; small-subunit processome
Molecular function (GO): snoRNA binding; protein binding
Source: RefSeq, a predicted model, not a curated record